Messenger RNA from Bolinopsis microptera, 4429 nucleotides. RefSeq names its product furin-like protease kpc-1. The transcript has 13 exons. Gene Ontology annotation, biological process: protein processing. Gene Ontology annotation, cellular component: trans-Golgi network; Golgi membrane. Bases 1121 to 3247 code for a protein of 708 amino acids. The record is from RefSeq and is a predicted model, not a curated record. NCBI's taxonomy places the organism in Eukaryota, Metazoa, Ctenophora, Tentaculata, Lobata, Bolinopsidae. Gene Ontology annotation, molecular function: serine-type endopeptidase activity.
GUAAUAAUUCACAGUCAAAGUGUGCCAGUCUUUCGUUUCAUGGAAAUCUGCAAAUGAUGUUGAUCAAGCCGUCAGUUCUAAAGCAAGAUUUCCAUAGUUAAAACAGCUGAUUCUCGUCUGAACCCAGCCAAACUCUCCCAUUCACAGAAGACAUAUUUCUGUUAUCAAACUUCUCCAGAAGAGACCUUUAAAUUGAAAUUAAUGCACCACCUUAUACCCUUCCACUUCCGCACUUCCCCCGCACUUGUGUGAAUUCAACAUGAAGUUACAUGAUUCUUACCAACUAUAGCUCCCCCGCACUUUUGUGAAUUCAACAUGAAGUUACCGGAUCCUUACCAACUAUAGCUCCCCCGCACUUUUGUGAAUUCAACAUGAAGUUACCGGAUCCUUACCAACUAUAGCUCCCCCGCACUUGUGUGAAUUCAACAUGAAGUUACCGGAUCAACUAUAGCUCACCCGCACUUUUGUGAAUUCAACAUGAAGUUACCGGAUCCUUAACUGCUUCCCUAUUAACAGCAGGCCAAGAACCCCACACUUGUACAGUUUGACUACCAGUCCGGCAAUCAAUGAUCUCCCCUCUUGUUGGAACGAUGUGCGCCUUACAGUGACUUGUACAUAAAAUCGGGACGAAGUUCAAUAAUAGGUGGGUCGGUGUGACAGUGCCCACCCAAAGCAUAGAACGGCUCGAUACCCUGUCUACUUCAAGAUACUGCAGUCCUUUGCGUGUUCUAUCUUCCCCUGCCUCAACCCUUGCACUGCUCACCUCGCUAUUUGGACUUUUGCCAGCCGUUUAGUAGUAUAUCACCUUCAUUUUCUAGCUAGCUGUGUUAAUUUUGUUCUUAUAUUAGGACGCAAUGAAACUAACGGACCACGAUGUAUGGGGACUUGCCUGUGCCACCCCAUGGCAACAUUAAAAUAUAUCGACUCUGUUACAUUGUUUCCUGUUAACACAAAACUCCGUUACAAAUUGAACUUGGAUCUGGCAAUACUUUACUAUUGCAUUCCAAAACCAGCCGAUCGUAUUUAUUCUCUUCUUGCAUUCCAUUAUAAAAGUUGUAGUUAAACUUAAACUUAAAUUUAGUAUUCCGGUAAUUACUAACAUAUAUUGCUCUUACAGGUUAUGAAUAGGCUAGAAUUGUCGAUAUUGCUGUUAUUAAAUGUAUUUGUAUCUACUGUAUGGUCGAUGGGUUGGCUCAUUGACCUAAAACACGGCGGCCACAGGGCUGCUAACAAAAUCGCCAAUAAAUAUAACCUAGUUAAUAGAGGAAAUAGAGGUGGUCUACGACACAUAUUCCUCCUCGAAACGAAGUCUGACGACUAUAGAAGUAGACGGAGAAGGGAUACAUCUCUUCCCUACAGAAGUAGAGAUGAAAUGAUUCAUGACAUAACAAAUCAGAUUUUCCACGAAAAAAAUGUGGUAUUUGCCGAGGUUAACAGGCAGAACCUGAGCAGAAAAGUAAGAGGAAUAUACCAUCCUGACUCGAGAAGACCGGGAGGAGGGUCCAGUAGACACACGAGAGGAGCGUUCAAUCCUGACGAGUGCUGUGAUUUUAACGAUCCGGAGUAUAAUAAGCAGUGGUAUUAUCGUAACAAUCUGAGGCUUGACAUGAACAUUGAGGGAGCGUGGAAACAAGGGAUUACUGGAAGAGGAGUUAAAGUUACAAUUCUAGAUGACGGUGUAGAAAGAACGCACGAUGACCUGAAGGAUAACUGGGACGCAGAUGCCAGCUAUGAUUUCAACGAUAACGAUUUGGAUCCUUCCCCUAGAAUGACUGACGACUCAGAGAAUAUGCACGGAACAAGGUGUGCAGGACAAGUUGCAGCCUCGGCUAACAACACUAAAUGUGGGGUGGGGGCCGCUUUCGAAGCAAACAUAGGAGGUAUUAGGAUGCUGGAUGGUAGAAUAUCCGACGAGGUAGAGUGUGAUUCCAUCGGCUUUAAACGAAACUACAUUGAUAUCUACAGCAUGUCUUGGGGGCCAGACGAUGAUGGGAAAACUGUGGACGGUCCAGGAAGUUGCACCAAGACUGCUCUUAAGGAAGGUGCAAGAAAGGGAAGACACGGCAAAGGUUCCAUCUUCGUUUGGGCGAGCGGCAACGGCGGGAAAGCAAACGACGACUGCAACCUAGACGGUUACGUGUCGAGUAUCUACACCAUCGCCAUUAGUGCCAUCUCAUCGAGCGGGCUCUCGCCUUGGUACAGUGAGUCCUGUGCCUGCACCCUCGCCUCCGCUUACUCGUCCGGGUUUGGAAAUGAGGAUAAGAUCCUGACGACAGAUGUCCACAAUACUUGCACUGAUGAACACACAGGCACCUCCGCUGCAGCACCACUAGCAGUGGGCGUGCUCGCUCUAGUUCUUCAGGCUAAUCCCGAACUGACGUGGAGGGAUAUGCAACACUUGAUAGUGCGGACAGCCAGCAGGGUCUCCAAUGACAGGGACAGUCAAUGGACUCGGAACGGAGCCGGUCACGAGUUUCAUCCUAAACUCGGCUUCGGAGUUCUUGACGCAACAAAGAUGGUAAACAUGGCGCGAAACUGGACGACAGUUCCCCAGCAGCGAAAGUGCAUGGCCCUCAAAGUCAACCACACAAAUUCUCCAACUAUCGUCCCCAGGGUGGUACCACCGCUACGGAUACUCAACAUGAGGACAACCAUCCACCCCGAAGACUGCAUGGACAAGUCGACUGGCAGAUUUGGUAAGGACCACCUGAGCAAGCUCGAGCACGUGCAACUGUUCCUGACGAUAAGUACGCCCACCAGGGGGGACCUCUUGCUAAAGUUAGUUUCUCCAAGUGGAACAACCAGCAAACUUCUCAGCAUGAGGCCUGAAGACAACGCAGAAUCCAGUUCCAGGUUCUACAAUAACAGGUCUGGCUUUAAGAAUUGGGGCUUUAUGACUGUUAAUUUUUGGGACGAAGAACCCUAUGGAUGGUGGCAAUUACAGAUCAUCAAUGCGAAUGGAAACCCAAACCAUAAACAUACUCAGAUGCAACCAACCAAGCUUAAGAAGUUCAAGCUGAUAUUCUGGGGCUCCGGGGGAACAUCCAGUUCCCACGAACAAGAAGCAGAUGAGGACGAAGAGGAAGAGCUGGAUGAGAUAGUUGAUCAGGACGAAGAUAAUGAUAAUAGUGGUGAAGUGGAGAUGGACACAGACGAAACUCUAGUUCACAGACUGGACACCAUGGUAUCCCGCAGCCCUACCACCGAGCCUCCGAUGGAGCUGCAAGACAUUCACUUCAGACCCUAACGAACUUAGACUGGGAAUACCUUAUCGGCCCUAGUUUGAGUGGACUUAAAUUUGGCCAGCCCCUUUCUCUGAACGGGCCUUUUUUUGAAAAGGUGUCAUUAGAUGCUGCACUUUUACUUGAUUCGCUGAAGUUACAAAUUCAGAUGAACCGAGUAAGUGGAGUAAACAGUCAUUUUGAAACAUAAUCUAUUAAUAAUUAUAUAAUUAAUGUAAUUAUUUCCAUUUACACAUAGAAUUAGAUUCAAACUAUAGCAAUAUAUUUAGCAACUUUGAUAGAGCCUAUUUAACACCUACUGUCUAAACGGCCUUAUUAUUAGUAAAUGGGCUACACGGCCCUUAUUAAGACCUUCCAAAUACUCAAAUAAGGGUCGAUAAGGUGGCAGAACCUCUCCACAACCUAACAGACGGCACCUGAAGCCCGAUCUCAGGUGACAGACGGCAUGUCAUUGUCACCUGGAGCUCGACCAUAUGACUAGCCUUGUCAAGCUGGACCCAGAUGAUGCCGACCUCCCGAUCAGAGCUACCAGAGGACAUCGUCUGAACAGAAAACAUUAAAACCUAACAGUAUAGGCAUCUCAACUAAAGACUAACCGUGCUACGAACAUUUUCAUUGCGCUAAACUACUGCCUGUCGUGUAUACUGUAUAGCAACUUAAGAUUUCUAAGAAAUUACCAUUAUACUAAUUGUUGCCUAAAAUAGGAUAUAUUUUGAAUAUUCAACGACUGUUUUCGUCAUGAUUCUGACGUCAUCAUCAUGACGUCAUCAACCUGUUUUUGUCAUCCCAUUAGUCUGUGUUUUUAGAUAAUUAUUUUAUACGAGUUCCGGUUGUUAUGAGCGAGUACAUGGUAUGUCAGAACGAUUUAUUUUUGUAUAUUUAUUUGGAUGGUGAUGUUGCUGCCAGCUAAGGAAACAUGAGUAACUAUGUUUGCCUGGCUGAUGUAUAACGUUAUAGCCGACUUAUUUCAAUUAUGUGGGAGGCAAAUUUAUUAAGCUAACCCGAUGUAGUGUCCGUGCGAUGAAUUUAUAUUCAUGUAGGGUGCUUUCAUUCAUCUGUUCAUGCAGAUUUCAUUUGUUUUGUAUAUCGAGCAAUCUUUUUAAGUAGGAAUUUGCUGUUUGUAUUCUGAUGUUCACACAUUUUGGUUCGAAUAUCCCUGAUAUUUUGUAUGUCCCAUUUCUUGAUCU